This is a messenger RNA of Cololabis saira (Pacific saury), 2902 nucleotides long. RefSeq names its product transcription factor 7 like 1b (gene tcf7l1b). The transcript is spliced from 12 exons. Gene Ontology annotation, biological process: generation of neurons; regulation of transcription by RNA polymerase II; canonical Wnt signaling pathway. The record is from RefSeq and is a predicted model, not a curated record. Gene Ontology annotation, molecular function: RNA polymerase II cis-regulatory region sequence-specific DNA binding; DNA-binding transcription factor activity, RNA polymerase II-specific. The coding region runs from base 746 to 2503 and encodes 585 amino acids. Gene Ontology annotation, cellular component: beta-catenin-TCF complex. NCBI's taxonomy places the organism in Eukaryota, Metazoa, Chordata, Actinopteri, Beloniformes, Belonidae.
UUCGGAGCGCAUUCCCCGGCAGCAAUGUGGAGGGAAAGGGCGAGCAGCUGAAUUAGUAUUUUAUUCCAUUUUUCUUUAUAACAUUUCACAACUUUGUGGUUGUUGAGGAACAGAGUAAAUCGUCUGUUUCGGGGGAAAGUGAGGAAGUAAGAAGUGAGGAAAAAAAAACUGCAGUCUCAUUUUAUUAUUAUUUUUUCCUCUCUCUCUCUCCAACCCCCGCCUGUUUUUUUGGUCUUUUUUCAGUCAAGCCAUUGUUUUCCUGCACAUGGAUAUCCAGAAGAUGAAAUGGGACGUGUUGCAUGCUCUUGAGUAGUCGUUUAUGUCGUCCCCGGGUGCUGUAGGAGGAGAGAAAGUCCCAUUCCUCAGGAGCACAAGAAGUAGAGACAUACAAGGAUCACAAGUUGUCCUCAAGCUGCGAAGGAGACGGAACUUUGCCAAGCUGCUGCGCAUCCGGCCGCACAGACGCCAAAGCUUCAUCGAUAUUUUCUCGCAGCGUCACCGUUGCCAACUUUAACUGUGGAUUAUUGACGCCGUUUCCUCCGCCAUGGAUCACGGAAUCACGUUCAGAGGAUGAAAGGGGACUUUUGAAAACAUGAACUAUUUCUCGUAGUUAGUUUGCGGGCACCAGUGUGCGCGUUUUGGACGACACCGCUCUUUAAAACAAAACAAGAAAGAUCUUGUAUUAUUCUCGCGUCGCUUUUUUUUUUUCUUCCUCUUCGACCCCCUUAUCCACUGGAGUGCGAAUAUGCCACAGCUAAACGGAGGCGGUGGGGAUGAUUUGGGGGCCAAUGAUGAGAUGAUAUCGUUCAAAGACGAGGGAGAGCCGGAGGAAAAGAUAUCCGAAAACGUGUCGGCGGAGAGGGAUUUGGAUGAUGUGAAGUCCUCCCUGGUGAACGAGUCGGAAAACAACAGCAGCUCAUCAGACUCCGAGCAAGCGGAGCGGCGCCCCCAAACCAGACCAGAUUCAGAAAGUUACGAGAAAGCAAGAGACUACUUCAGUGAAGCACUGAGAAGACAGCAAGAUGGUGGCUUUUUCAAGAGCCCUCACUACCCUGGCUAUCCGUUUCUUAUGAUCCCAGACCUCUCCAAUCCAUACCUAUCCAACGGCUCGCUGUCUCCCAGCGCGAGAACAUAUCUGCAGAUGAAAUGGCCCCUCUUGGACGUUCCCGGCUCUGCAGGAAUAAAAGACUCCCGUUCACCAACACCAGGGCAUUUAUCCAACAAAGUCCCCGUGGUACAGCAUGCCCACCACGUCCACCCGCUGACGCCUCUCAUCACCUACAGCAAUGAACACUUCUCCCCCGGGACGCCACCGUCGCACCUCUCGCCUGAGAUCCUUGACCCAAAGACAGGUAUUCCUCGGACGCCUCACCCGUCAGAGCUCUCGCCAUACUACCCUCUGUCUCCCGGUCCUGUGGGCUCCAUCGCACACCCCCUGAGCUGGCUCAUGCCGCAGCAGGGCCAGCACAUGUACUCCAUCCCUCCGGGGGGAUUCCGUCACCCCUAUCCAGCCCUGGCCAUGAAUGCAUCCAUGUCCAGCUUAGUGUCCAGCCGUUUCUCCCCUCACAUGGUGAGCCCUCCUCCGCACGGCCUCCACCAGACAGGCAUUCCCCAUCCUGCCAUUGUCUCCCCAGCCAUCAAGCAGGAGCCCAGCAGUGACCACAUCAGCCCCUCCAUGCAUGCCAGGAAGUCCCCUGUUCCCAGUAAGAAAGAAGAGGACAAGAAGCCUCAUAUCAAAAAGCCGCUGAAUGCUUUCAUGCUGUAUAUGAAGGAGAUGAGAGCCAAAGUGGUGGCAGAAUGCACUCUGAAAGAGAGCGCUGCAAUUAACCAGAUCCUUGGAAGACGGUGGCAUUCUCUGUCAAGAGAGGAGCAGGCCAAAUACUACGAGCUGGCCAGAAAAGAGAGGCAACUCCACUCCCAGCUCUAUCCCGGAUGGUCAGCACGGGAUAACUACGGAAAGCGGAAAAAGAGGAAGAGAGAGAAUAAACCAGACUCAAAACCAGAGGACUUCUCAAUCAGGAAUAAGAAGCAGUGCGUGCAGUACCUGCCCUCGGAGAAGAUGUGUGACAGCCCUGCGUCAUCUCACGGAAGCAUGCUGGACUCCCCGGCCACCCCCUCCGCUGCCUUGGCUUCCCCCGCUGCUCCCGCUGCCACGCACUCCGAACAGGCCCAGCCGUUAUCGCUCACCACCAAACCGGAGGGACGGAUGCACCACCACUUCUCCCUGGCCGGGAAAGCCUCUGGAUCUACAUCCUCCUCCUCUUCCUCCUCUUCCUCCACCUCCUCUUCCACCUCCAUCUCCUCCCAGCCCAGCAUCUCUGUCCCCACUGGCACUUCAGGUAGCCAGCCGAACACACCCAUCCUGACCCGGCCAAUCCCCUUCACCUCUCUGCACCCCUCCAUGCUCUCCCCCACUUCCCCGUUCCAUCAGGCAGCCCUUCACUCCCACCAUUCCCUGUUCCAGUCACAGCCCCUCUCUUUGGUCACCAAACCAACCGAAUAAACCUGCAAAGGCAGUUGUCUCUCAUUUAUUGUGCUGUAUAUUGCUUUUCUUUAAAAUAGGUAUUAGAACAUCUUUUUUUCUAAAUACUGAAAAGGAAGAAAUAUUAUUGGUCAAUAUUUGACUGCCUCCUUUUCUACAUCUCUCAAUAAAAAAGCAAAAUGUAUUUUUUGUAAAGUUUACUGCAGAACUGGGUUCUUUUUGAUGCAUUUAUCCAAUGAACCUCUUGUAUAAAAGAACCAAUGUACAUAAAGUUUCUUUAUAAAAGCAAAAAAAGAAACAAAAAAGACGUUUUCUUUUUAGCCAAAACCUAAUUCAGGUUAGUAUGAAGUUCAAGUCCUAGUCCUGGCCGAUAAUUGCAACCCCUUUUUCAAUUCACAAGUGUGUGCCCCUUCUUUGACA